This is a messenger RNA of Cucurbitaria berberidis CBS 394.84, 1880 nucleotides long. Its product is annotated as FAS1 domain-containing protein. Gene Ontology annotation, cellular component: fungal-type vacuole membrane. The record is from RefSeq and is a predicted model, not a curated record. Gene Ontology annotation, biological process: macroautophagy. Lineage: Eukaryota; Fungi; Ascomycota; Dothideomycetes; Pleosporales; Cucurbitariaceae. The transcript has a single exon. Bases 252 to 1643 code for a protein of 463 amino acids.
CUCAGAAUCUCCGAAACUACCCCAGACACAUCUGUCUGAAUAUUGUACAUAUUGCAUACGGCUUGUGUUGUCUUGUUACCUCGUCCGUCUACUUGUCCGCAUUCACCAAGCUGACGUUACCGAGUCCGCGCCAAUAAUCUUGCCACUCAGUGGUGCUGUAAUCGACUCGUAUUGCUCUUUGUCGCUGAGACCUACUUCUUCCUAUCCUUCCUGCACCUAACAUCCUUCAUUGCAAUUGAGUGCUAGGCAUCAUGCGCUUCACACGCAUCGUACCACUCCUUCCCUUGGCCUCUGCAUUCGUUAUCACGGACGCAGAGGUCUUUCAGAACCUCGAGAAGUCGGGAAAGUCACUCGUCGAUAAUGCUCAAACUGUUCUUGACAACACCCAAAACGUUCUUGAUGACGCCUUUGGUAGAGUGAAAGACGGUGCAAAGGACUUGUACAGCAAGAUUCACAAGGCUGGCUACGACGUCGAGUCUUGGCUCGAGGACUCGUCAUUCGAUCAUAGCGUCGUUGACUUUGAGGAAGACCCCCAUCAUCCGAAACACCCUCCGCAUCAUGGACCACCACAUGAUGGACCACCACACCAUGGCAAGCCUCGCCACCCACCACACGAAGAUAAGCCAAACAGAACGGUGUACGAGCUCAUCAACGAGAGCAAGUACACGACCAAGCUCGCCAAGCUGAUCAACGAGUACGAUGACCUGGUCGAAAUCCUGAACGGCACCAAAGCCAACUAUACCAUCUUUGCUCCGACGGAUGAGGCUUUUGCGAAGAUACCCAAUUACGGAAAGAAGCCGUCAAAGGAGGUUCUCAAGGACAUCUUGCUGUACCACAUCAGUGGUGACUUCUACCCAGGACCCCGCAUCUUCCACAGCUACACCAUCCCGACCCUUGAUGAGCCAGAGAAGCUCGGACACAAGCAGCGCCUUACUGUCCGAGUAGGUUUCAAGGGCUUUGUGCUCAAUUUCUACUCCAGGGUAGUUGCUGCCAACAUCUUCGGUACCAACGGGGUGAUACACGGCAUCGACUCGAUUCUUGUUCCACCCCCUAAUGUUGCUUCCAUUAUCGAAUUGCUUCCUGGCGAGUUCAGCACUCUCGCACUCGGCCUCACCAAAACUGGUCUGUUCGAUAAACUGAACAGCACCGACAGUCCGCAUAAGGGGGGCACGGUAUUUGCCCCUUCAAACUACGCUUUCCAGAAACUUGGUCACAGGGCCAACGCCUUUCUCUUCAGCAAGUACGGCGAGAAGUACCUCCGUGCUCUCCUGGAGUACCACAUUGUCGUCAACCAGACACUCUACUCUGAUGCCUUCUACGACUCGAACAAGGACGAUAGUGAGGAGGUUGCUACUCACCCACCACAUUUGCACUACGAUCUGCCAACGGUGCUCCACGACAAGUACCUUUCUGUUGACGUUAUCCGUUACGGGCCGUGGGUGUCAAUCGAGGUCAAUCGCUUUGCGAAAGUCAGUUCCAACGAUGGGGUAGCCAGCGAUGGUGUUAUUCAGGUCGUGUCAGAUGUCUUGAUCCCUCCCAGGAAUACCAAUGGCGAGCAGGCGUUCUGGCAAGGAGAGGAGCUGAGCGUCGACGAGAUCAAGGAGCGCCUUCAACCCUUCGUUGACGAGAACAUUGAGUUGUAGAAAUCUUUUCAUGGUUCAUGGUUAUCACAACGAUGCCAUAAACAUCUGAAUAGGAUUGAGCAACGUGGUCGCUGACACGAGAUGAAAACUUCCAUACAGCCAUCAUGGCUACUUACGAUCGUUAUGAGUAAUUUUACAUACAAUUUUCUGCUUCCAGUAGCGUAAUAGCGGCCCACGGUAGUAGCACGUAUAUGAUUUCUUGUAGCGAAUGAAAUCUUCUAUUGUAACUCUUUCCGA